Messenger RNA from Diceros bicornis minor, 940 nucleotides. RefSeq names its product guanidinoacetate N-methyltransferase (gene GAMT). The transcript has 6 exons. Lineage: Eukaryota; Metazoa; Chordata; Mammalia; Perissodactyla; Rhinocerotidae. The record is from RefSeq and is a predicted model, not a curated record. The coding region runs from base 30 to 740 and encodes 236 amino acids. Gene Ontology annotation, molecular function: guanidinoacetate N-methyltransferase activity. Gene Ontology annotation, biological process: creatine biosynthetic process. Gene Ontology annotation, cellular component: nucleus; cytoplasm.
AAUCCGGGGCGCGCCGUCCAGCCCGCAGCAUGAGCGCCCGCGCCGCGCCCCCGAUCUUCGCGCCCGGCGAGAACUGCAGCCCCGCGUGGCAGGCGGCGCCCGCGGCCUACGACGCGUCGGACACGCACCUGCAGAUCCUGGGCAAGCCGGUGAUGGAGCGCUGGGAGACCCCCUACAUGCACGCGCUCGCGGCCGCCGCCGCCUCCAGAGGGGGCCGGGUCCUGGAGGUGGGCUUCGGCAUGGCCAUCGCAGCCUCCAGGCUGCAGGAGGCCCCCAUCGAGGAGCACUGGAUCAUAGAGUGCAAUGACGGCGUCUUCCAGCGGCUCCAGGACUGGGCCCCGCGGCAGCCACACAAGGUGGUUCCCUUGAAAGGCAUGUGGGAGGAGGUGGCGCCCACCCUGCCAGACAGUCACUUUGAUGGGAUCCUGUACGACACAUACCCGCUGUCCGAGGAGAAGUGGCACACACACCAGUUCGACUUCAUCAAGGCCCACGCCUUCCGCCUGCUGAAGCCGGGGGGCGUGCUCACCUACUGCAACCUCACAUCCUGGGGGGAGCUGAUGAAGUCCCAGUACACAGACAUCACCACCAUGUUUGAGGAAACGCAGGUGCCGGCCCUGCUGGAGGCGGGCUUCCGGCGCGAGCACAUCCGCACGGAGGUGCUGGAGCUGGUCCCGCCCGCCGAGUGCCGCUACUAUGCCUUCCCGCGCAUGAUCACGCCACACAUCACCAAGCACUGAGCCCGGCCUCCGGGCCUCAGGACCCCCACGACCCCGCCCGCUGCCUCUGGCCUCUCAUGGCCCGGGUUCACCGCCGGGCCACACCGGGCCGGGCACGCAGCCCUGACCUCUGCGAGGGGACCCCACUGCCUCCUCCCCGGGGGGGAUGGGGGAUGAGGAUGAAAUAAACCCUAACGCUGCUUCACCAGUCAGCAGGACGA